AUCGAUUUUAUCUCAUUUCCCACCACUUUGACUUUUGGGUUUAUCAACGCUCUUCACAUAAUACAUGGACGCAGACUCUGAUACAAUUGAUAUACGAUCUAAAAUACUCCAAAAUACACUUAUAGAAGUAGCAUCAUCAAGAAACCCGGUAGAGCCCGAUAAGUCAGACGAAACAUGUUGCGUCAUCUGCCUCGAUAACAUCACCGACGUUUGUGAGGCGAGACCUUGCGGACAUCGAAACUUCGAUUAUCUAUGCCUCGUCAGUUGGCUCGAACAGCAAGCAAAAUGUCCGCUUUGUAAGAGCAGCAUAGAUGAGGUCUGGUACGACUUUGAGAGUGAUAAACCAGACGCGAAGAGUAGGGUAUAUCUAGUUCCGAGUCCCAAAAAGCCAGUCCAACAGCAAACGCUCCUACAAACCUCACUAUCUCGAACACGAUCUCGAACACGAAAUACUAUUACAAGGCCAAACCGACGACGAUAUGAAGAGGCGCCUCGCCGAAGGCCGACUGUAGACGAAGCUCUCCUCCGUCGUCAAGAUGUUUACCGGGAUCAGCUUUAUUCUCUGCACGUAGGGUCUAACUUGAGGUCAGGUCACCGAGACUUGACUCCGAGGGUUUUUGAAUCGGACCCCGAGAUUGUUUCAAGGGCACGAACGUGGCUAAGGAGGGAACUACAAGUCUUCGAAUUUCUUCGCACCCCGCCGACCGCGCAAUCCAGCGACGAUGCCAUGACGAGAAGACGAGCGAACAAUGCUGAGUUUCUGCUGGAAUAUAUAAUCGCAAUUCUAAAGACGGUUGAUAUUCAAGGAAGCCAGGGACAGGCUGAGGAAAUGCUGAAGGACUUUCUAGGUCGCGAUCAUACCAAAUUACUCCUCCAUGAGCUGAAGAGCUUCCUGCGCAGCCCUUGGUCGUUGGAAACUUGGGAUAACAAAGUCCAGUACCCUACGGCGAAGAAGCGCCCGAUAGCUGAAGAUGACGAAGAUGGCUAUCAACUCGAACCAAGACGUCGGAGGCAGGCGAUGGGUGACAGUUCUGGUAGGCGAAAGCGAUACACAGGCGAUUCGUAUCGGCCUACUUAUUCAAGCCAACAUUAUAGACGAAUGGAACGAGCUCGCCAAAAUAAUCCAGAUUAAAUAUUUCCACCCUACUAAUCGUUCUGCGCUAGUCAUUUAGUGCUAAUCGAACGUGAAUGUUGGUAGUAUGUUAGGACAACAAGGCCAACUAACACGAUUUCUCCAAUCCUGAACUAUAUUAUUACCUUCGUAACCUGUUGGAUAUAACGAUGAAACGUUCCCUCGAGAUUCCAGAUCAGGAUAACAUUCCGUGCUUUCUUUGCGCCAUAUGAGAG
Messenger RNA from Annulohypoxylon maeteangense, 1347 nucleotides. RefSeq lists its product as uncharacterized. Bases 65 to 1132 code for a protein of 355 amino acids. Gene Ontology annotation, molecular function: ubiquitin protein ligase activity. Gene Ontology annotation, biological process: protein monoubiquitination; protein polyubiquitination. The record is from RefSeq and is a predicted model, not a curated record. The transcript has a single exon. NCBI's taxonomy places the organism in Eukaryota, Fungi, Ascomycota, Sordariomycetes, Xylariales, Hypoxylaceae.